Molecule: messenger RNA, 941 nt
Organism: Vitrella brassicaformis
Lineage: Eukaryota; Vitrellaceae
Source: the annotation of a GenBank genome assembly
AUGACCAGACCUUCAGCCAAGCAUGGUUUGCUUUGGACCAGACUGGCUCGGGAGGCCAGCAGCGCUCCCACAGCACUAGCUGUGCUCGGAAGUGCAGUGCAUCCGGCCGCGGGCGACAGUACAGUGUGAGUGCGCGUUGUGGUGCAGAGGACGGCUGGGUGAGGUCGAGGCAGUCUGAGACAAUCGGUCUGUGUCUGUGUGUCUGUGUGUCUGUCUGUCUGUCUGUGAGUGCCUGUAGGCCGAACUCGAUGAAUGACGGUGGCGUGCUUAAGCGUGAGAUGGGCAUGGACGCCUUCUUCGGUCGGCUGCUGAGUGACGUCCUCACUCCCACAGCCCACCGGCUGCACCUGCUGCCGCCAGACGCCACGCUCGACUCCCACAAGACAUUUACCGUCGUCUAUCAGCACCCAAUGGUUGGUAUGUGUUUGUGUGCGUGUGUAUGCCCAUCUGUCUGUCUCUCUACUUACUGUGGAUAUAUGUCCGGUUUGGCUCACACCGUGUGUGUGCCUGUGUCAUCUGUGUCAUUCAGGGCGACGUUGACCUGGCGCCCCGCUUCGACAACGCAGUGAGUGAGUGGGGAGGAAGAGAGACGGUCACCAUUCAUUGAAUGCAUUGCUAUGCUAUGGGAUGCCAUUCGCCGGAUGGUUUGGUUGUUGUCCGCUCUCUCUGUUUGCCGCCAGGAGGUGACACUCAACGUCAACAUUGCCGGCGAGUUCACAGGGGGCGACUUGACCUUUCUCGGGCCUGACGAGGCGCUCGUGCCUGUGGGGCCAUCUGAGAGAGAGGGCGACAGGCGCGCUGUGACGGUGGCACAGCGGCCGGGCAUUGGGGUCGUCCACUCGGGAUACGAGCGGCACCAGGCGAGUUGGGACGCCCCUCUCCCAGCCGUGCUGUGUGUACUGUGUGUGUCUGGAUGGAUGGAUUGAUGGUCAGGCUCAGAA